Messenger RNA from Neohortaea acidophila, 1173 nucleotides. RefSeq lists its product as uncharacterized. NCBI's taxonomy places the organism in Eukaryota, Fungi, Ascomycota, Dothideomycetes, Mycosphaerellales, Teratosphaeriaceae. The transcript has 2 exons. The record is from RefSeq and is a predicted model, not a curated record. Bases 254 to 862 code for a protein of 202 amino acids.
UCACCAUCCCGCCUCUCGUCCCUCCGCACCACCACCUCCCUCCCCCACAAACCCUCCCUUCUCCCCCUCCAAAGCAGAAUUGGAAUCGCAUCCCGUCCGCCAGCGCCUGAGUCUGCUCCACUCCGACCCCGACACUACCCCCGAGAGCAGCGCGCCUGCGAUCUCCCUCGAGCUUGAUUCUUGGCCUAAGCCGCCGGCAGGAUCUGCGCAGACGAUUGAAGAGGAAGGACACAGCGAGAGUGAAGCGAUCGACAUGGCUGAUUCUGAGAUUCAAAAGGGCGAUGCUGCCUCCUACUCCUGGGGUGGAGAUAAGAAGGGCGGCACCGUGACCGAGGUUUCGAAAGAUGACAAGGUCGAGAUGGAGACUGCGCGCGGCAAUACUGUCACCAAGGAAGCCAAGGAAGGCGAUCCUGCUGUCCGCCUCGAGCGCGAGGGUCACGAUGUCGUGAAGAAUGUUUCGGAGUUGACAAAGGAGUCGGCUGGCGACACGCACAAUGAGGGCAAGGGGCAGGUUACGGUUGGGGAAGCCAAUGGUGAAAAGGCGGAGGAGAAGAAGGAGGAGAAGGCGGAGGAGAAGAAAGAGGAGAAAGCUGAAGAGAAACCUGCUCAGGUCGAGGAGAAGGCCGAGGAGAAGAAGGAAGCUCCCGAAGCGACGCCCUCGACCACCACUGGAGAGAAGCGCUCUGCCGAUGUGGCUCACGGAUCGGCCCAGGAGAACGGCGAACAGCCGGCGAAGAAGAAGAGCAAGGAAGGCACCAUGUCGAACUUGAAGAAGGAGGUCAAGAAGCGCAUGCCCAAGAAGGCUGCCACCGAGUCCGGCGAGCCGAGGCGCUCGGGUCGCGUGGCUUCCAAGGGCUCAUAGAUAUCUAUGCUCGUCCGUGACAUGAUGCGAGUGGCAGUUUCAAAGGGCUUUUAUGGACGACACCCGGGGCGCAUAGGCCGGUGGUGGUAUGAAAAACCGCAAUGACGGGAGGGGUCCUUUGCGAUUGUUUCCGAAUUGAUUGCUUUCCAAGCUGUCAAUGUGUAACAUAGACGAGGUUCAGGAUGCGUGAUAUUGAUGACAACAUGUUGUGCCGGACUCUACGCGGCAACAAAUCAAUUACCGGCUAUUUCUUGCGAGCCGCCAUCCAUGGAGUCCUGGUCUUAUCAGGAAUGCGUAGAUGUGCCUCAUCA